AUGACUGAUAGUAAUAGUGGAUCAGUUCCAAUGAAUGUAUCUACUCCUGGUGGUGGUGGUGGUAAUGGAGAGCCUCAAUUAGGUACUCAUUAUAUAUUUUCAAAUAUUUAUAAUACUGCAUUGAAUGAUGUACAAUGGAUACAUUAUAGAUCGGUGAUUCAAGACAACAAUGAGUUGUUUAUUAACGAACCUAUUAUACUUGCUUAUCUAAAGUUGAUAGAAGCAAACAUUCCAUGUAUUUGGAUAAAGUCAUAUAAACAACAACAACGAAAUAACAACAACAACAACAACAAUAGUAAAAUGAAUAAUAAUAGUAACAAUAAAUCAAGCAAUAAUUCACCAUCGCCACCAUUAUAUAGUUCAAAAUCAUCAGUGGGUACAAGUAAAGGUAGUAAUAUUGUAAAGACACCGACUGCUACUACUACUACUACUACCGCUACUACAUCGACAACAGCAAAUACAAAUACACCAAUAUUGAGAAGUUCAACGACAACAACGACGACAACAACUAAUGGCAAUGUAAUGACACCUAUUUCACCUGUAUUAUCAGCCAACUCACCGCAUUAUAAUGUACCAACAUCACCUACUGCUAGCACAGUGGUAAACAAUCAACAUCUUCAACAACAACAACAACAACAACAACAGCAUAUAAUAGAUAGCAAUAUGAUGUCAAUAGAUAGUACACCAUUUUCAAUAGAUACUAUUAAUAACGAUUCAAUAGAUCUAUGGAUAUUCCCAAUACAUAAUAUUAAUAGUGGAAUUGCAAAGACAACAACAACAACAACAACAGAUUCAAAUACAGAUGACACUUCAUCGACGACGACGACAUCAACAACGCCUUUUGACAUUAAUUCAAUUAUUGAAUUACAAUCAAUAACUAAAAUUGACAGUGGAAAAUGGGAUACAGCUGAACCCAAUCAAAAUCCAAUUUUAACGAAUCUAUUUUAUAAAUCAUUAUUCAAUUUAAUCGAACAUCAAUUGAUUCAAACCAACAAUUUCGUUAGGGUUGGUAACUCAUUUAUAAGAAAGAAUUCCAUAGAUAAAAAGACUGUAAAAAAAGAUCCAUACUUUGAAGGUUUAAGACAAUUAAAUAACGAUGAUAUUAGUGAGCUUUCAUUUUCAUUCUCUUUCUUUCUUGCCAAUAAAACACUGUUGUUUCAUUUGUUUGUAGAGAGAAAGAGGAUACAAAACCUUGGCAACCUCUCAAAGUUGGAUUAUUUAAAAUCACCAAUUAUUACAUCACCUAAUUGUUAUUUUGGAUAUCAAAGAUUAACAAAGCAACAACAGCAACAAUCAUUACAAUCAUCGAAUGGAAAUAGUAGUAGUAUUUUUACAAAUGGUAGUAGUAGUAGCAAUCAUAUUAAUAUCAAUGCAUCGGAUCCAAACUUUACUUUGACAUCUAAUCAGUGGAAACAACUAUUCAAUAUCAAUCUAAAAUCAUCAAUGAAUAGUAGUACAAGUCAUUUACAUCAUCAUCAUCAAUUAAUGAAUAGUAGUGCUGGUAGUACUACAAAUGGAUUAAAAGAUAGCACCAAUAGUAAUAAUAUAAAGAGUAUACACUCACUCUCGAUAUCAAGUUCAUCAUCUAGUACACCUACAACAACAACAACAACCACCAUCAAUAAUAAUAGUACAAAUAACUCUUACUAUAUAGACAGACCGAAGCAGUUGGAACUCUAUGGUAUCUCAACUAGACAUGGAAUGUACUUCCCAACAGAGUUACUCUAUCGCUAUGUUCCGUACACCUCCGAUGUCUCUGCCAAGUUCUAUCACGAGAAGAUGCGUGAAUUUGGUUUGGAGAAUGAAGAUCAAGGUGUUUUAUCAUAUAUUGAACGUGGAUUAUCUUUAUUUGGUAGAAGACAACAACAACAACAACAAAAUAAUAAUAAUAACAAUAGUAAUAAUAAUAAUAAGAGUAUAGAUUAUUGGAAUUAUCAAAUACCAUUUAUAUUUCCAAAGGAUCAACAACAGCAACAACAACAACAACAACAACAGCAGAAUCAACAGUCUUCCGAUCAACAGCUUAUGAAUAAACAGAUGUUUUCACCAUCGACCAACUCACCGUUUCCAUCGUCGCCAAGUCAGAAUCAAGCAACUACAUCAGCACUACAAUCUCCAUUCACCAACUCACCGAAAUCACCUGCCACUUCACCAAUGGCUUCGCCAGAUGAACAGCCAUCUCCGGCCGAUCCCAUGGAUGCAACGAAGAAGAGAUCGUCAACUAAAUCAGCUUCCAGCCAAAAGAAAGGAAGAACAACCAAGAGAAAGAAAGAUGAUGAUCCAGAGCCAACUGCAUCAGGUAAACCACCAUUACCACCACAAGCAGAAGUCAAACAGCAACAGCAGCAACAGCAACAGCCUUUAAUUCCACAACAGCAACAACAACAGGUACAGCAGCAACAACAACCAGUUUCUCAACCACAGCAACCAGCAUCUCAACCAGUUUUACAACAACAAAAUUCAUUCGGUUCAAUGGAUUUGUUUGGAUCGGAUUCACUUGGUGAUGCUCUGUCAUUUAAGAAGGAUGAUGAUCUUAUGCAUCUGUCAGACACUGAUAUCGAUUUGGACUCUUGGACCAAUCAUUAUUCAUCUUCAUCAUUUCCACCUCAACAGAGACCGAAUGCAUUGGCAUCUGGUGGUGGUGGUAUCAACAACAUACAAUCAGUACCCAAUAUCUCUGAUUCAUUUGUACCCAACAACAAUAACAAUCAAAAUAUGCAACAACAAAAGACAAAUGUUAAUAAACCAAAUGAUAAUCAACAACAGCAACAGCAGCAGCAACAACAACAACAACCAUUACAGUCACAGACAAAUCCAAUGACUUUGAACGAUUUGAAUACCCAACAAAGACAACAAACAAUGGAUAUCAAUAAUACUACUGCUGCUCAAAUGAUGAAUCAGCAACCAUUACAACAGCAACAACCAUUACAGUCACAGCCAGCACAGAUGUUAAACCAAGCGAAUCUACCACAACAACCACCACAACCUCUAACAUCACAACCAACACAACUAAUUGCCGGUGGCGCGACUACCAAUGCAAAUACAUCCUCGACAAUGCCAAUCGAUCAUACCAAAUCACCUAUACAUCCAGCUUAUCUCGUACCAUACAAAGCACCAUCUCUCAGCCAGGCAAAUAUUCCAACAAUGCCAGACGUUGUUCCUGAACUCUUUGGAAGUGGUGGAAGUGGAUCACAUCAUCUCUUUGCACACGAUGUUCGUGAGAUCAAUGGAAGUGGAAAGCACACUCUACACUCAUCGCUCGAUGAUUCCGUCGAGGGACUGACCUCUGUCUAUAGUACACUCGCCGUUUCCAAGCUUGGCGAACAACAGAUCUCUAAUUCCACCGCCAAGAGCAAGUCGUCUUACUACUGUCCACCCUCUUACAAACCUAUCGAUGAGACAACUCUUCCAUUUCACACAAACAAGCUGGAGUAUAGCUAUGUCCCAUUGUCCAAAUCUCUAUCGUCAACCUCUUCAAAUGUUAAAUAUACCCCAACAACUCUUACCAGUCAACCAUCGGCUCUGUCGUCACAACUGACAAGUUCAAGUCUGGCUGCAGUCAAACCAUCGUCAUCUAAUUCCACCAAUAGUUUGUCACGCAGUCAAUUACAACUACAACAACAACAACAACAGCAGCAACAACAACAACAACAACAAUCACAACUUAAACUAUCACAAUCGACAGUGACUGUUAACAAUCUACCGAAUUCACCUAUAUUCUCUUCACCAGCAUCACCAGUUCUUUCGAAUAGCCAAGCCAACUUGUCCGAUAACGGAUCGUCAGAUUCUGAUCCCAAUCAACAGUCAUCGGCUUUAUUUACAUUUGACAAUGUACUUUCACCAGUGACCAACUCUUAUAUUCAACAAUCGAUAAGUGGACAGAGAAUAGUACACCAAGCAUUCUCCUACGAGAAGACCAUGACUGCCGAGGAAUGCCAAGAGUUUGCUAAUCUCAUCCAACAGAUGGCUAUCUCCAACUAUGACAUCAACCAAGGUUACUCUGUUGAAAACUCUCCACUCACCAAACUAACAGUGGAAAUGCUAUUGGAAGAGUGGAUCAAGUCGUUGGUUGCCACCGAUGGCAAUCUCUACAGUCCGACACUUCAAUACCACGCACUCACCGAAGAGGUCAACUCUGAGUCAGUCUAUGCUGCACUCAAUCCAAUGUCGAAACCAGUGCUUCUCAAUCUUACGGCACGUUCACUCUUUGGAUUCUCAUCGAUUCUCUCCAACAUCUUUAAGAACGAAGAGAUGGAAACCAACUCACCGCUCUCACUAUCGGACACUGACAUAUUCUCUGGCGUUGAAUGGAUGCCUGCUCCACGCUUGAUGGUUGGCUACAAGGAGGAAUGGAUGGAGGCUCCAUCCACCAUCAUAAGACACUGGGACAAAGCACUGAUAGAACCAUACUCACCAAAGAAGAAUAUCACCUACUAUGUGCUCUGUCCAGACACUCAGCAUCAUCAUCAUCACCAACAACAACAACAACAAACAACCACAACCACAUCGAUAAACAAUACAGCCUACAGUGGAUUGUUCCCACAAGGUAUCUACUAUAUUCCAACGUUGGCGUCAACAGCAGCACCACUAAACUCAUCCACUCAGCAAACACAACCACCACCACAACCACCACAACAACAACAAUCACAACAACAACAACAACAAGAUCCUAAUCAACUGUUGAUGAAUAGCUACCUCACUGCAUGCUCUAAACUAAGUGAUCAUCUUAAGGAAAUCUCAUUACAAUACAAUGAAAACAAUUGUAUUGUCGUAUAUAUUGUUAAUCCAUUCACAGAAUCAUCUCAGUUUGGCACCAACAAGGAGAAUACCAAUGGCGACUCUGACUCUGUAUUCCUAAGACAGAGAGAAUCUCUAAUGUUUAUAAAUUCAUGUUUCCGUACAAUUAUGAAAGAAACUUAUUCAAAUGAAUCAUUAAAUAUAAUGGUACAAUCAAUUCCAAUUGAACAAGUAUUUUUAGAUGAUUCACAAACUAUUCCAAUUGCCAAAGAGAUUGCAUUUUCGAUAUUUAACAAAUGUCGUAGAAUUUCAACACUUUCGCCGAUACUCAAUGGUGUUCCACCAACAAACAAUUUCACCAAUUGGUGUCAGAGAUUCGCCGAUAAAAUAUUCGAACCAAUAUUUAUACUUUCACAACCAAGACAGCCACAGGCAUUGCAAUCAUAUCAACCCAACAAUAUCCAUGUGUCCUAUAUGUUGAGCGACAACAAUCGAUGGGUUGCAUGCACGAUCACCGAUGAUCGUGGUGAGAUGUUAGAGUCCAAACUGAUACCGGCAAUCAUGUCAGAGUAUACCGGCGAGUUGGUGUGGCGCGAUACACUCACCAGUGUCUGGACAUUCAUUUACGAUACCAUCAAUCUUAUUCUACUCUCAAACGGAAUCACAGCGAGAGCUGUCAUUUCUAAAUUUGGACUCAUCUCCAAAGAGGAAUACGACGAAUGGCAACGACUGGUCUUGAACAUUCCCGAUAGAAAUCCUCUAGAGCAUGUUUUAUUUGUCAACUUUACUAUGCAUCCAUAUCUUCAAUUAUUCUCCUCAGAGUUUUUCAAUGAUACAUUCUCAAAAUCACAAGAUACACUUAUUUUACCAGUAUUUUCACUUAAAGGUCAAUCAUAUGCCGUUUAUCCAAAAUCACCAUUUAUUUAUAACUAUCAUUUAAAUAAUCCGUUGCCGUUGGUAUCCUCUUUCGUUGUGACUUCUCAUUCGAAUAAUGCAGUGUUGAGUCAACAGCAAUCCAAUUUCGAGAGUAAAAAAGAAUGGCCAGUUGUCUAUAUGAUUUCGAUUAUUGGUGAACAGAGUGUAAAGCAACAGACGAUCAAUGUCGAUCAGCAAACGACAUCCGAUCUCUCAGAGUCGAUCAAACAGAUCACAAAGAUCUAUCAUCGAUUGUCGUACCUGAACCUCUCACCACGUUAUCCCGACCGUUACUCUGUGCUGCCAAUACACCACACCGUAACAAAGAGAAUGAGCAGACUAGCAGGAUUCGUUGCACCCAAAUCACCAAAACCAUUCCACCUUCAACAACAACAAAAGACACCCAUCAACAAUUGGUCGGCGAAAAUGCACAAUCUCUCACCACUCACCAACAAUCCUACAUCGCCACAAUCAAUAUCCUCAGCAACAGGAUCCUCUCCGAUAAACACAAUAAAAGAUGAUACAAUGUCAUCUUAA
Molecule: messenger RNA, 6189 nt
Organism: Heterostelium album PN500
Lineage: Eukaryota; Evosea; Eumycetozoa; Acytosteliales; Acytosteliaceae
Gene: amiB
Product: putative mediator complex subunit 13
Exons: 10
Coding region: 1-6189 (2062 amino acids)
Biological process (GO): regulation of transcription by RNA polymerase II
Cellular component (GO): mediator complex
Molecular function (GO): transcription coregulator activity
Source: RefSeq, a predicted model, not a curated record